ACCUCAUAGGGAGUUAGGCUUUUCAAAAAUGUGACUAACCUAUGCCUGAAAGGAAUAAUUAUUUCUCUAUUAUGUGCCUUGAUGGAAGUGUUUUUCCAGUUGCUUGGGGCAGAUCAUUUAAAGUAAACAGGGAAACGAAGGACUUGUCAAAAAAACAAUAAAUAAAUAAAUAAAUAAAACAUGUUAGGGCGACACCUUGGCUCCCAAGGCGCAGGCAGAAAGUCUGAGGGUAAAUGAGGGGGUUUUUGCUUCUCCUGUUUUUAAGUUGGACUUUUAAAGCCGAACCCGCCUUUAAUGUGCUGGUUUGCAGAACAGGAAACCUGAUUUUUCGGCGCGAUAACACAUUCUUUGACAUUAACCCGUACAGUUGGAUUUUUAAUGACACUUUCAUCUUCAAAGCCCUUCACCAUCACGGGCGGAUUAAUUAUUCGUUGUUUUUCUUUUUUCUUUUUGGUUGUGUGUUAAAAAGUCUUCAAAGCCUUCAUCCUUUCCUCCUUGGAAUUGGGGCUCUUCACCUUUCAAAUGUUGCUUUCCUGCCCCCAAGGGGGACAAUAAAUUGCCUCUCUCUCUUUUUCUCUCUCUUUUUUAAGACAAAGAGAAUACAAUAGAAAUAUACUCUUUACACUGUGGAAAGCUGAUGUCCUUAUAUCCUGGGUGGGAUUAGAAGAGGUCGGAAAGCAGUGUUUAAACCGUGUUUACAGUAAGCACUGUGAGAUGUAACUCUGGCGAAGCGUGUUUGUUACCGCUCGGGCUUUUGAUGUGCCUCCUGAGAAGUACCAGCUACACAGAGCGCCCUGCGCUCGCCAGCCUGGAGCCUCAUAGGUUAGUGUUGCUCAAGUAUUAUUUCCAUGCCUGUCUCCUUCAAACAGCGUCUCAUUGGGUCUCUUAAUAAAGACUUGGUUUUGGAGAAGAAAACCCUCAAGCCUUCCCACCCCCACGGGGUCCUCCUGGAUCUGACACAUUUUAUAACCACCAGGGAGCAGUCUUCCUUUGGAUGAGGUCUUCUCUCCACCUCCCCCCAAAAUGAAAGAGCAAGUGCAAGUUUGCAAACAGCCUUGAAAGCCCUUUCCAUUCGCCCUGGACGCCGCCGGAAACCACAAAGGGCAGCUCACGUUUUGAUUUUCCAGGAGAGAGCCUCCGGUGGAGCCUCGCCCCGCCGCCAGGAGGCCUGUUUGGUUCCUGGGAGGAGCCCUCGCGAAUCCUCGAGGAUUCCCCGGCCCUUGAAGACCCAGCUCAGCGGAUUACAGUAAUUGCCAACCUCGGGAGGCUCCGGGAGAUUUACUCUGUUUGCUGUGCGCUCACAUUUCCAGGCUGGGCGAGCGAGCAGAGGAACCCCUUUUGUUACCUUUUUGAAAGAAGAAGAUCAGAGAGGAAGACGAGGUUUGAAGUGUGGAUUAGGGAGGGUCCUAAAUCUCCGCCUGGCACCUCCGUCUGGGACUUUAUAAAGAGACUGAGGGGUGCCCUGGCUUGACGGGAUCAUGCAAAGUUUCCCUGGAACGGAGCUUGGGGACUCAGACGCUUCCCCCCAAACAGAGCUUCUGCGCCGGGCAGUCUGAAUGGACCGUCCUCUCCGCUUUGAAGUUCUGCAGCCUCAUUUUCUGCCGAGACGUUGCCUUCUUGGUUGAUCUGAUCGCUGGCUUUUUUUGGGCGAGUGAUGGAGACGCGUACAUCGGCCGGCCUGCUGACCUUGCCAUACCCCCUCCACCCGGGGCCCCUGAGCCUGCCCGAGGCCCUGCCCCGCCUCCCCCUGCGAGACCCCUUCAGGGUCUCCCUGCACCUAGACGCUGCCGCGUGCUGCGCCCCGAGGCGGCCCUACCUGCCCCUGCCGCUGGACGGCGCCCUCGAGCCCGCCUUCCUCCGCAGGCGCAACGAGCGCGAGCGGCAGCGGGUGCGCUGCGUGAACGAGGGCUACGCGCGCCUGCGGGACCACCUGCCCCGCGAGCUGGCGGGCAAGCGGCUGAGCAAGGUGGAGACGCUGCGCGCCGCCAUCGGCUACAUCCGGCACCUGCAGGGGCUGCUGGAGCGCCACCCGCGGGGCCAGGAGAGCGCGGCCGGCCCGCCGCGCAGGUCCGAGUGCAACAGCGACGGCGAGUCCAAGGCCUCGUCCGCGCCUUCGCCCUGCAGCGAGCCCGAGGAAGGGGGGUGCUAGCGAGCCCGGAGACACCCCGCCUGGAUCCCCGCCUGGACCCCCGCCUGGACCCCCGCCUGGAUCCCUGCCUGGACCCCGGCGCCCGCCGCACCGCGCGCCUUUGCCGUCUGGUCUAAGGUUCUCUCCAAAGGUGGUUGCGUUUUUAAUCUGGUUUCUCCUCCAAGGAAAAAAAAAAAAAAUUAGAAAAAAUAAAUGAGUGCUUUCAAAGGGAAAAAGAUGUUCUGACAUUCUGGUUGGAUGCCCUCCUCCCCCUUUUAUUGGCUUUGUGCCUCCAGCGUCAAGGUGCUUGCUUAAGGAAGCUUCUGUGCCGGGUUCGGAGCACCUCCUUCUGCAAGCCCAUAGGGCGUUUCCCUCCGUCUUUGGUGUGGGUCAAUCGUGUACGUACAUAUUGCAAUUGAUCCAACCUGAACCAUAGAAGGACUUUCCCAAAAUAAUUAAGUAAGGGACCGUUCUUAAGACGAGAGGGAGGCUUUCCUGUAUUCCCUCCCUUAGGAAUGACCUUGGCGGCCGUGCCUUGCUCGGGCAGAGGUGACUGGGAGCU
Pipistrellus kuhlii (Kuhl's pipistrelle) is the source of this 2690-nucleotide messenger RNA. It is a transcript of the gene ASCL4, whose product is annotated as achaete-scute family bHLH transcription factor 4. Lineage: Eukaryota; Metazoa; Chordata; Mammalia; Chiroptera; Vespertilionidae. The coding region runs from base 1655 to 2149 and encodes 164 amino acids. The transcript has a single exon. Gene Ontology annotation, biological process: developmental process; regulation of transcription by RNA polymerase II. The record is from RefSeq and is a predicted model, not a curated record. Gene Ontology annotation, molecular function: RNA polymerase II transcription regulatory region sequence-specific DNA binding; DNA-binding transcription factor activity, RNA polymerase II-specific; protein dimerization activity.